CUUUGUACUGGCCACUAAGAUCUGCUUGGAACCUGACUAUGGAAGGUAGAGGCAAGGAAUAGAAACUCCAUAGGCAGAACUGUUGCAAAGGUGUCCAGCUGUCAGCUAUAAAUAAUAGUUCCAAAUCUCUCUAGAGUAGCGCUAGAGUAGCUAAGAACCUAGGCGUUAUUGACGGAGUGAAGUGCGCUGUCUAUGAUUAGAAUUUUUCAUCACACUUGCUCGAAAAAGAUCUUAUUUCAUGCAGGUGUGCUGAAGGACAAAGGCCUAUUUUGUUCCCGCGGGAGUUAUGGAUUGUGAAAAAAAGUUAUAACCCCCUGGGGAGUUAUGGCUUUUUUUUUAAUUAUGUCACUUAUUCAUACAAACCAAGUGGUAUAAAUGAGUUUUACGUUUAAAAUACUGACGUUUAUAAUUGAAUAUUUUUGUUUUUGUUUAAAAUCAUUGAAUUUGAUUAAUUUAACAGCCGAUUAAAAUAUUUUUACACAAUUUUCAAUCUUGGCCGAAUGCCGAGUAGGUCUGUGCUUUCGAUGCCUCACCUGCUAAGAAAUUACAAAAUGGCGGACAAAUAUUUGAUAUGCCACCAUAUUUAAGAAUUAUUUCGCUUAAAAUUUUGUUUUUUUCAUUGUGUGUAACUCCGGCGGUAAGAAUAUUGCAAACUCGGGUCUUUAAUUCCCUCGUAUCCAAAAUUUCACUUACCCCCCUUGUUGCAUAAUGUACUAUUUCUCAAGUAGGUAUUCUAAGUGUUGUAUCGCCACCUAUUUAUGGUUUUUUGUCGGACACUUUUUGGUAUAUGGAGAUUCUAUUCCUUAACUCUACCUUCCAUAAACCUGACGAUGGGGAGACAAAUGGUGUCACUCUUGUGUCACCUUUUAUUAAGCAAUUUUGGCAACCAAAGUAAAAAUUAUUUCAAGUGUUUAAAGAGCAUGACAACAAAUUAAAAACUUUAAGUAUUUUUUGCACUCUAGACUUCGCUAUAUUUUUUAAGUUGCACAUAAGUUUUAAAUGCAAAGACGUGUUCAAACCUAAAAUACCUACACAAUUAAAAGUUUUGUAUGUAAUCAUAAAAUUUCGCAUUAUAUUUCAUCGUCUCUUCUCUUUAUCAGUAUUUCAAGCCUUGAAAAAAUAAUUUGAAAGUACGGAGCAACGGAGCUGUUAAGCUGAUUUGUUUCUUAGGCUAUAAUAAGUAUAAUAUAUAGGUAAUCAUGCGGCAAGUCCCAGAGUGUUUCGAGCGUCGCUACCAAGCCAUGGAUGCGCUGGUUAAAGACCUGAGUUCGGUGACAAACCAGUCCAACGAGACAAACGAGGGCGACCCUGACGCCAAAGACGACUACGGUUUCAAACUCAUGUGCAAGUUUUGGAAUAUUCUGAAAGAAGAUCCCGUCUGUGAUUUGCAGAAUAUAAUUCAGCAAAGGACGUAUCUAUCAACAAGAAAUAGUGGCAUAUUUGGGUCACAGAAGAUCUCGUGCUACCAAAUGGGUAAUGACCCAAGACAAUGUGGUAAAGGUUCCUGUGCAAAAACCAUCGAUCUUGAAUCUAAAGCAUCAGGCAGUUCGUGUUGUGAUAGACAACCUAAGCCGCAGAGAUCGCCUCAAGGGACGUGUUGUUCCAAACAUGGCACUGAGCCAGUGACGCCUCUUUCGCAGGCGCUUGAGAACAUGAAGCGGGCUGCUUCAACUGAGAAAAAGUGUUACGAGAAAGCAACAGAGCUUUUGACAGUUCAAGAACAAUUGAAGGAGCAAAUCGCUCAGUUAGAACAAAGAGAACAGGAUGAAAUUAAACUAUUGAAAGAGGCUGAUUCCAUUUGGAAGGCGAUGGAGAACGAAUACAAGCAAAAGCUGGAAGAGUCAAAGAGAAGACAAGAGGAACUUCUAAGAGAGCUAACCGAAGUCGAAUUGAGUGCAAGUAAGUGGAAGAAAAAUAAAAAAAAUCUUGAAGAGCAGAUGUCAACAGUCGAUAAAUGUAUACAAGAAAUGAGAGAAAUAUGCAGAAAGAAAACAAAUGACCUUAAAACCAUACAAGCCGAGACGGCUGAUUUAGAAAAAAAACUUGCGUGCAAUACGAAUGACAUAAUGAACACAUCGGAAACUCUUGAAGCCAAAAGAAAGUGUCAUGAUGAUUGCAUGAAGAAAUUGUCAGAAGAGUCAAAAAAGUUGCAGCUUUGCAAAAAACAUGAAGAGCAACUAAAAAAAGAAAAAAUUGAGAAAGGUGGCGAAUGUGUUAAAGAAGCGAGAGAAGAAUUGGCUGUAAUUUGCAGAGUUUUAUUGAAAAAGAAUCUGGAGAAUGAAGAUCUUCGAGCAGAGGCAAAAGCCCUUGCGGAAGAAAUAGAUUUACUUCAAACAUCAUGCGACACCUGUGGCGAAAAAUGCAAAAACAAGGAGCAGUCUUUGAAAUCGGAACUCGAAGAGUGUGAAUGUGAAAUUAAAAAAUUCAAAUUGAAGUGUACCAAGUGUCACGUAUCAUGUGAUACAGAUAAUUUAAGAAAACACUGUACUGAUUGCCCUAGGUGUAAAGAAGAAAUGGAAUCUUGUGCAUACAGUGCUGACACAUGUGAAGGACCUGCAAAACCAUGUGUCUGCGUGAAGAUUAAGACCCAGUUUAUGAACAAUGUGUUUGACAAUAUGCAGACAGUAUUAGAAAGGCAAAUUAAUACGAGACCUGGUAAAGUUGUGGCAUCACAAGUCUUGCAAUGUUUGAAAAAUAGCACUAAUGGAAAGUUGGAUUGCGUAACUAGGAAAAAAUUGCAGGAAUUCAUUUUAGCAACAGUGAAAACUAAUUUGAAUCUAACUAUUAUUGGCGGUGCUGUCAAAACGCGAUGCGAAAUGGAUCCUGCCACAUACAAAGAGUUGUUGAAGUGUUUAACUACAGUCAAGGCUAAAAAACCAGAAAAAGCUGAUAAAGGAACUGAUUCAAGAAAGGAGCCCUGUGCCCGGUGGGGUGGUCCUAACGAAUGCAAUUGCCCGAAAGGACCUAAGAACUGUAUAUGUCUGAAAAAGGCUCCAAAGCCUGCUUCUGACCCAGAGCCUUGUGGGCAACUUGAAGAAGAUAAAAAAGAUAUUGGCCAGCUGUCAAUUUGUCCUCACAAGGAUAAUACCCCGUGCGGUCCCUUGUGUGGCAACUCUCCGGACAUAGCCAAAACGCUGGCGAAGUCUUACAAACCCAAACCUUGCUGCGGCGAAAAAUGCACGUUUAAUAGUAAUAUGAGAGCAGCUCAGUGUACGCUGGGUAGCGAUUGUAUCGACAACAAAGUAAUUGGUACCAAAGGAUGCAAGACUAAUACUCCUAUAAUUCAAGUUCCUUUUGAACAAGAUCAGAUGCCGUGCGAUUGCAGUACUGUAUAUAAAACCUGCCAUUGUUGCGAAAUUACAGACAGAAAAAUGAACAGAAAACGGGGAUUCCAACAAGAAGUCACAUUGCCAUCCGAAGCAGAAUUUAAGGAAAUGUUCUAUCAUAACAAUACGACUCUUCCGGUAACAAUUUUGGGUCAAAAUGGAACAUCAGCAGAUUUUAACGCAGAACUGCCAUGUUGAAGCCUACACUAACGCUGCUGCUGUUGGGCCUGCUCUGCCUCAGCCUUGUCACCGCUCGCCCACAACCAGACCCUUCACCCAACGAGCAAUCACCAGCCCGCUCGAGUUCUAACAAAGUCUCUGAUAGCAAUAACCGAAGCUGUUUUCUAAUUUUAUUCUGUAAUGACGGUGCGUUAAUUCAAGUUGGCGAUAAUAAUAAAUCACAUUAAUUAGUUUCAACUAGUACCAAAUUAUAACAUUCUUAUACGCAGUAGAAUCUAAAAUCACUUCCACGAUUUUAUUUAUCCAUAUGUUUUAAAGCUUGCUACUGUACCUACAUAUUUUUAACCUGAUGCACUAUAUCAAUACAUAAAUAUUAAUAAACAUGAUGAAAGUU
Molecule: messenger RNA, 3900 nt
Organism: Cydia pomonella (codling moth)
Lineage: Eukaryota; Metazoa; Arthropoda; Insecta; Lepidoptera; Tortricidae
Exons: 15
Coding region: 1200-3524 (774 amino acids)
Source: RefSeq, a predicted model, not a curated record